AUGAUGAACUACAGCCGCUCAAUUCCCUUUGCCCUUUUUGCCUUGUUUGGCACUGGCCUCUCGCAAACUGUUGAUGGUGCCUCCUUCAACAAGCCCACUGCCGGCCCUCCAGCAAGCUACUUCGCUGCUGGAUCAUCUAUCCCCGUCGCUGCAUUGAAGAGCGCCGCUGCAAAGGCUAGCACUGCUGCAAAGGAUGCAACCUAUCUCAACAACAAUGAUAGCGGAGCUAAGAAGUCUACCAUCUACAGCGACUGGUCGAAGUUCAGCGAGGGUGCUGCAUUCGUUUGGAUUGCCGAUAUGGAUGUUGACUGCGAUGGCAUCGACUACAAGUGCACUGGAAACCCCGAUGGCCAGGCCCAGACCAACUUCGGUGCUCUGGCUGCCUAUGAAGUGCCCUUCAUUGUCAUUCCCGACAAGUUCGGAACGACCUACGAGAGUGUUCUUCCCGGAAACAACAUCGGUGCAGUCAUCUGCGACGGAAAGAUGUUCUACGGUAUCUACGGAGACUCUGAUGGUGAUAGCCCCCAGGUUAUCGGCGAGGCCUCGUGGUUGAUGGCCCGUACCUGCUUCCCCAACGAUGACUUGAACGGAAACAGCGGCCACAGCGAUGUUGAUGUUACCUACAUCCUCUUCACUGGCGACGAGGCUGUGCUCCCCAGCAGUGCUCUCACCAAGAACUACAUCACCAACUUCACCACCCUCCGCUCUAUGGGUGACAAGCUCAUGACCGCUCUUGCCAAGAACCUCGGCCUGACUAGCGGAGGCACUACUACCACCCUGGCCACCACCACCAAGAAGACUACUACAACUGCUGGCACCGCCCCUACUACUACCUGCUCAUGGUCAGGACACUGUGCUGGCGCUACUUGCUCUGAUGAGAACGACUGCUCGGACGACCUUGUCUGCAAGAGUGGAAAGUGUGCUGCUGAGUAA
Messenger RNA from Penicillium vulpinum, 933 nucleotides. Its product is annotated as glycoside hydrolase family 75 protein. The coding region runs from base 1 to 933 and encodes 310 amino acids. Lineage: Eukaryota; Fungi; Ascomycota; Eurotiomycetes; Eurotiales; Aspergillaceae. Gene Ontology annotation, molecular function: chitosanase activity. The record is from RefSeq and is a predicted model, not a curated record. The transcript has 6 exons.